Molecule: messenger RNA, 2751 nt
Organism: Dermacentor andersoni
Lineage: Eukaryota; Metazoa; Arthropoda; Arachnida; Ixodida; Ixodidae
Molecular function (GO): oxidoreductase activity; FMN binding
Source: RefSeq, a predicted model, not a curated record
GCGAAUCGUGGCUGCGCCGUCGUGCCAGGACGACUGCACGCGGUCGCUGCGAUGAAUGACAUCCCAGAAGCAACAUCGUGACUUGAUGGCAUUUCAUCGCCAGGUCGUCUCGCCGUUGUUUUCAACCCACGUGCUCGCUUUAAGUAGCAGAACAUCGCGAUGUAUCGUCAUUUGCAUGGCACACGUACGCGACAACGAGGAAUCUGCGCAGGGCCGGUGUUCUACCAUCUUCUUGGUCUGCAUAUGUACUUCUUGACAAUUAAGAAACUUCGGGUGGAAACAUCAGCGUCAUGACAACCCUUGCUUGGUUCAUGGUGCCGGCCAUCACCAUAUUACAUUCAGUAGCAGGCGGCAGGUACUAUCCACCCGGAAGAGGUUUCAAGAGGGCCCACGUCGCCGUAUACUAUCCGGACGAAUCUGAACUUGCUUUCAAGAUGCCGUCACGCAUAUUCAGAUGGCGCCCCUAUGCUGCUGUUACUAACAGCAUGAGAGAAGCAGAGGGCAAGCAGCCGGCCACUCCCGCCCAUGACGUUGCGGUCAACCAUUCCACGAGUCUCAUGAUCCGGAUCCGCGGUCACUACCUGCCAGACUUGGCUGCGGUGACCAUAGCAGACAUAGAGCGAAUCGCCAGCGCGAAGCUGGAGCCGGGGGUCCGGUGGUACUACAACAGCGGUGCCGACCAGGAGGAGACGCUCAAGGAAAACAAGGAGGCCUUCAAGAGACUGCGCUUCAGGCCUCGCGUGCUGGUGGACGUGUCUCGGGUGAGCACGACGACGACUCUGUUGGGACAGUCCGUUUCCAUGCCCGUCGGUUUCUCGCCCUCAGCGAUGCACCAGCUAGCGCACCCUGACGGUGAAAUUGGCACCGCUAAAGCCGCCGAAGCAGCUGGCACAGUGAUGAUACUGAGUUCGAUGAGCACCAUCUCUCUGGAGGAGAUUCGCCGCAGCGCCCCCAACUGCAUCCUUUGGCUGCAAACGUACCUCUACAAGGAUCGCGCCCUCACUGAGUCUCUGGUGAAGCGGGCCGCCGCCGCGGGGUUCUCCGCCAUCGUGCUCACCGUCGAUUCACCAGUUUUCGGACAGAAGGUCAUGGCCAACAAGUACCGCUUCCACCUGCCGACCCACUUGAGGUUCGGCACAUUGGAGGGCUCGCUUCCCACGGCGACUGUCAAAAACCACCCCGACUUCGACGCAUUCGUCGACGACCUCAUCUCGCCCAGCAUAGCCUGGUCAGACGUCGCCUGGCUGCGAAAUGUUUCCGGGCUGCCGGUUGUCAUGAAGGGCGUCCUCACGCCUGAAGCCGCCAUGAAGUGCCACCAGAGCGGAGCUGCAGCCAUCAUCGUGUCCAACCACGGCGGGCGCCAGCUGGAUGGCACCCCGGCUUCGAUCGACGUCCUGCCCGAGAUCGUGGAAGCUGUUGGCGGUCGCCUUGAAGUGUAUCUGGACAGUGGAGUUCGUACGGGCGCCGACGUGGCCCGGGCGCUGGCUCUAGGAGCUCGAGCAGCCUUCAUCGGCAGACCCGUAGUCUGGGGGCUCGCUUACAACGGCAAGUCGGGUGUGAGCAGGGUGCUUGACAUAUACAGAUCGGAGCUUGAGCGGACACUCAGGCUACUAGGGUGCCCCGACGUCACGGAGCUCACCCCCGAGUUGGUCGUGCAUAGGAGCCACUUUGCGUCGCCUCACCACCGGCCGCCAUUUCCUGCAGAAGGCAGCAGAAGCGGCGCGCCGGACUGGACGACUACGGCGAGCGAACCACUUUGAGGCCUGCGAACUGUGGAGCGCUCGAGCACUGGAUCGCGGGCGGUCAUGCAAAUCAUAGCAGUGCUCAGUGCUAACUUCAACGGGGCACCGACUUCCACUUGCCUAGAAGUAUUCUGAGAGGAACGUUCGACAGCUAUAUUAAAUGGUUUGAGGCUGAUCGUUGAGACGUACUGUCUCAAAAUACCGUGCGACACGGGCUGAAGAUGGGCUGGUUGGGGCAUGCUUCAAGGAUUCCCCAGCGUUGAGAAGAUAUGCAACUUGACGAAUAAGAAUACAAAGGAGGACACGGGCCAACGAAAGUGAUUUUAACAAGUACGAAAAGGUAGUUUCAUUCUUUUGGGUGGAAUGGCUUUUUUGACAGCGGAGAUAAUAAAGGUAAAACUUAGUUUUCUUGAACAUCACGCCGAAACCGCCACGCCCAUCAAUGUGAAGUCAUAGAUUUCAUUUGUAUGUUCUUUAAUAGAAAACAUUUUCCUAACAUACCAGGCUGAAUCUUAGUUCCUUUAGGGUGUGCAAUGUGAUCAUCCUUCAAGGAUAACUAAUUAACUACAUCCAAGCCGAGGCCGUCGGCUUCGUCCGAGACCCAUCGCGUUCCAUCGUUCCAAGCCAAGGCCCAUCGUGUUCCGUCUUUUGCGGCCCACCGAACGUGCUGCAGCCGACAUGGUCCCUUCGCUAUUCCAGAAGCGUAAUUUAUUGGUACAGAUUAGCUGAUGGUUUCGUCUCAUGCUAGUUUUCAACUUAUUUACACUGUGGCUGCGUAACAAUAAUUGGACGUUCGAGUAUACUCUACGAGGCUUGCUUCAGUGCUCGAAAUUGACUAAACGAUGCGAACAAGCGGAGGGAACAUGGAUUAGGGGCACGUGCGUUCUCGUGAUCCUCGUUGACCGGCGGUGGCUGCAGUUAAGACUGCAGUGCCGCGUCGCUGCAGAGAAUGAGGUUCAGUCUACGAUAUGACGAGUGCUCUGAAGAAAUAAAAAUCUCUUUUCGAGUC